Molecule: messenger RNA, 6167 nt
Organism: Ogataea polymorpha
Lineage: Eukaryota; Fungi; Ascomycota; Pichiomycetes; Pichiales; Pichiaceae
Exons: 3
Coding region: 1-5178 (1725 amino acids)
Biological process (GO): peptidyl-serine phosphorylation; phosphorelay signal transduction system
Cellular component (GO): nucleus; cytoplasm
Molecular function (GO): protein serine/threonine kinase activity; ATP binding
Source: RefSeq, a predicted model, not a curated record
AUGGCGGAAUUAGGGACGUGUAAGGUCGCAGAAGCUCCAAAUAUGGCUCGAGCAACGAUUCAAAAGACUCUGGCGGCGUUCAAAAAAGAGGUCCAAGUGAUUGUCGAUGAGGUUGAGUACGACGAGCUGUUUGGGUACCAAUUGAGCAGAGGCGAAUUCUUUGAUGAAGAGGCUUAUGAACGGCUGCUCAUUAAGCUUUUGACAGCAUACGACUGGGACCUCCACGCCGCCGAAGACAGUCUUGAGAAGAUUCUGGAAUGGCGCAAGGAGUUUGACCCUUUAAGUGCUGCCUUUGUCGAGGAACAUGAGUCGAAAUAUGACGACAUUGGAUUUAUCACUUACGAUCCUAACGGCAAGGCGUUGGAGAAGGUAGUGACAUGGAAUCUUUACGGGAAGGUUAAGAAUGCCAAGGAGAUCUUUGGCAAUGACGAUUCUGACACUGCGGGCCAAAAUGCGUUCCUUCGAUGGCGGGUAGGCUUGAUGGAGCAAAGCGUGCAGCUUUUGGACUUCAAAAGCCCGGAAAACGACUACAUGGUGCAAGUGCACGAUUACAAGGGUGUUUCGCUCUUCCAGAGAGACGCACAGGUGAAGAAGACCACUAAGAAGGUCAUUGAGGUGUUCAGGGACUUCUAUCCGGAGUUGUUGUCCAAAAAGUUCUUUGUGAACGUUCCCACGCUGAUGAUGUGGGUUUUCAACGUGAUCAAGCCUUUUGUCGCCGAAAAGACGCGCAACAAGUUUGUUGUGUUAAGCAAUGGCUCCGAUCUUGUGAAACAUUUGGACCCGAAAAUGUUAGGGGCAGAGUACGGCGGCCAGGUCAGUAAGGGCACUCAGAGCCUCAAGUUCCUGUUCAAGGAAAUCCAAUCUAUGGAAUCAUACCCUCGCGACUCGCCGUCGCCUCGCCACACGCCAUCUCCACGCGGACGGUUGGAUUCCAUGUUCUACACGGGCGGGAGAUCGCAUAUUCCGUCGAGAUCCGUGUCGCCUCUGGAUGUGGACAGUCCUUCAAUAGAUAAAGAAAUACACCAGCACACGGAGCAGGAGGACCUUUCGCAGGUGACGUCGCGCAAUCCAGCGGCCGUGAUGGAGCUUGACCUGGACUGCAACGUCAAGUUUCUCAGCAAGACCUGGGAAUCCACAGUGGGAACCAAAAUUAGCAAGAUUAUAGGGCGGCCUCUGAGCAAUAUAAUACUGGGCGAAAUCGAGGACAAGCAGGUCUUUAACAAGGCCACAAGCAUUAUGAUGACCGACGACGACACCUACCGUGUGAGAUUUAUUGUUGCGACGAAUCUACAAAACGCCUCAAGAGAAUCGGAAAGCGCCGAUCAAGAAACCUAUUCCUCAGUUUCUGACGAUGACUCCGUGAGUGUGCACUCGGAAAACUCCAGCAUAUCGACAGACGGCAAUUGCAUCGAGCUGGAAGCUCAGGGCGUUCUGAUACACGACAAAAACUGCCAACCCUCGCAUUCAAUGUGGAUUGUCAAGCCGUGGGUGCCGUUUGCCGGCCAAACCCUGGCUCUUCCGGAAGAGCUGAUCUUGAGGCUUGGCUUUGGAAUCAACCUGUUUGAGACAUACUUGUUCCAACUGACUGAUAUGGGCAUAACUGACGAGGAAAACCUGCCGCCUCCCGCCCAAGAGCUUUGUCGCAUAUGCGAGCAGCGAGUGCCUAACUGGUGGUUGGAACGUCAUACAGAACUAUGCCUAGUGGAACACCGUGCAGAAGAUACCGUGCAACAAAAACAGGAAGAACUCAGCGAGCAUAGGAACCUGUUGCAAAAUGUCCUCGACACUCUCACGAAACGACAGUUGCAAAACUCGAAAACUCCGCCUUUGGUCCCUAUGAAUUCUAGCUCUUCGGUUUCCAGCAGCAGCAGCAGCUCUUCCAACAGCUCCUCGGGGAGCUUUGUGUCGAUAACCGAGUACAAAGGCCAUUCUAUUCCUCUUUCCGCGUCAAACGAAACUGGAAGUCUGAUGCGCCGAAAAAGUGUGGGCAGCCUGCUCCCCGCCAGAAGGUUCCCGUUCAAGAACCUGGAUAUUCUUAUCCAAUACUGCGAUGAAGCUUUGAAGAUAAAUCCUGGAGAGAUCCGCACCAACGACAAAAAGUCUGAUGAGUACACAAUCUCGUUCUCUCCCGACAGUGAACGUGCGCUCGCCACAUUAAACACAAUCGAAGUUCCCGAGUCCAGCGACCAAGCUAUAAAGUUGCUUACCGAGGACACAGACUUUAUUGUGAAGCAGAAGAUCGAGUCCAUUGAGAGGUACGCUCACAUACUGCAAUACGUGGAUAAAAUUACCAAAGAGACCGACGAGAUGGUCCUGAAUGUUGUCAAGGAAACGAUUCGAAAAAUACAAGAAGACGCUUUGGAAGAGCCUCUGCCUAUCCAGUCUCCAAGGCCCGCUUCCAAGCUACAAUCAGGAAAUAUUUUGGAGACAGAGAGCGAUUUGCGGUUGAAUUCCGUGUCUUCUAGUACUGGUACUUUUUCUCCAGCAUCUGAGGGCCAUUUGACACCAGCAAUCAGUGUUUCUGGGGACGAGUCUGCCAAGACAAUUCAACGCAAUAACUCUCCUGGAUACAACUCACCUCGCAGACCGCUUUCUCCUAGUAUUAUGCUUCCUAUGAGCUCGAUCCAACGCAACUCAAAAGCGCACAUGAAACGCCCUAGUGUCAAUUCUGGAUCGGGAUCAAAUACGCCAAUAUCCUCGCCGCUUUUCUUAUCGACUGAAGUUCCGUCUUCUUCUUCUUCUGCUGUUGACCGUCCACAACUAUCGCCAUUGCUCGUGCCUCAGAGUUCUAAACAGCCCGCCCCUUCUAUCAAAGACUACGAAGUGAUCAAGCCCAUCAGCAAAGGUGCUUUUGGUUCUGUGUUCCUUGCCAAGAGACGGUUGACCGGAGAAUACUUUGCUAUCAAGGUGCUCAAGAAAGCAGAUAUGGUGGCCAAGAACCAGGUUACAAAUGUGAAAGCCGAAAGGGCCAUUUUGAUGGCGCAAGCUAACUCGCCAUAUGUGGCUCAGCUUGUUGCAACGUUCCAGAGUAACAAUUAUUUGUACUUGGUGAUGGAAUAUCUCAACGGGGGUGAUCUGGCUACCCUUUUGAAGAAUAUGGGAUAUCUUCCUGAAAUUUGGGCACGGAGGUACAUUGCAGAGGUGAUUGUUGGUGUUGACGACUUGCAUUCCCGUGGUAUCGUCCACCGUGACCUAAAGCCAGAUAAUUUACUUAUCGAUCGCAACGGGCAUAUCAAGCUCACAGAUUUUGGUCUCAGUCGAAUGGGACUGGUCAAAAGACAGAAAGACCCUCAUUCGGACGUCAUUGAAGAUCCGUUUGUCAAUCCGCAAGCGGCUUCGUUGGUGACCAAGAAAACUGCGAGCAUCGCUCCGUUUUCGCUAUCGCCAUGUUCGCCGCUUGUUACACCGACAACAAGCUCACUUCCUUCAUUUGAGGACGUCGAGCCCGUGACUCUUGGAAGUGGCAGCUCAUCUCCUUUGCUACGCCCGCUGACCAGAAGAUCAACGUUGCAACCGUACUUCGCCCUUAAUAAGGAGGAUACGCAAACAGAAAUUACCAAUUAUGCUCUCUUCGAUCCUCAAAAGUCAGCAGAGACUCGAAAGUUUGUUGGAACGCCUGAUUAUCUAGCACCCGAGACGGUUGCUGGUUUGGGCCAAGAUGAAGCUAGUGAUUGGUGGUCUAUUGGAUGCAUCCUGUUUGAGUUUCUGUUCGGGGUUCCUCCAUUCGCUGGGAACAGUCCAAAGGAAGUUUUUGAAAAUAUUCUCCACGGCCAAAUCCAAUGGCCCAAUCUACCUCCCGAUGAAUUUCAGGAGUAUUGCUCUUUUGCUGCUAAAAACCUGAUUACCCAGCUGCUUGUGAAAGAUCCAACCCAGAGACUUGGAAGUGGUGGAUCUCAUGAAAUAAUGCAGCACCCUUAUUUCAAAGGCAUCAACUGGGAUACACUAUUCAUUGAGGAGGCCUCGUUUGUUCCGAGCAGCGUCGACCCGGAAUCCACUGAGUACUUUGACGACCGAGGAGCACAGCUCAGCGCAUUCCCUCAGGAGGAGCUCAACGAGGAUGACAAUCCAGAAGCAACACUGGACGCAAACACUCUGCCAGUCACGUCCAGCUCCUCUUCAACCACACUCGAUUCACCCAAAACCAGUUUCUCCAAGGGCUGUGUGACGGCACAAAGAGAAAGAAGGGGCUCAAGACUGAACGAUAGCGGCGGCUCUUCCGAAUUUGGCUCUUUCCACUUCAGAAACCUUGCCAUGCUGGAGAAGCAGAAUAAGGAUGUCAUCAACAGACUGAAAAAUGAGCAUAUCGAACACUUCGCGCCGUCCUCAAGCUCUAUGGAAAGCUCACCAUCGGCGCCUGCUACUCCUGGUGCCACAGUUGUUCCUCUGGCAACUCGUCCGCGUGGUCUGUCUUCUGCCAGUGGACAACUCUUGACCCCUUUCAAACGCCCAUCGUCUCCAAGUACUGUGAAAGAGAAAAUCUCGCCUCUUCUGCGCCACGCUUCCUUGGCUAGUGAUGCUUCUGAUGAGAUGAAACAGGGGUCUCCUGUGUCCCGUGCAGUGCACAGGAAGGGAUACAGCACCGAUUCAAACUCCCCUGCUGCACGUUUGUUGUCCAAGUCUUUCUCCAGGACAGUGAGUGACUUCUCACCUUCCUCGUCCGACAACGAGGACCGCUCGGGCCACUUGUACCAAAGAAGAAAACGAACAUCGAAACGGGCACUUCGCACCUCGUCAUCUGCUACAGACGAAGCCUCGCAUGCGCUACAGAACAUGAUGAUUAAUUUCGACGUUCUAUUGUGCGAGCCUAUUCCUAUUCAUCGUUACUCUAUCGAGAACAAUCUCAACCGUCUUGGCUGUGACGUUGUGGCUGUCUCUUCUGGGACUGAGCUAAUCAAACGGGCCACCGCAGACAUAAAAUUCGAUCUGAUCCUGACCUCGACAGAACUCCACAAGCUCGAUUGUCCUGACCUUGUCAAACUAAUUAAACAUACCUCCACUGCUAACUCGGAAACAAUAUGUGUUGCCCUGACAUCUUUCUACCGCGAUGCAGUCAACACGGGUGUCUUUGACUAUAUCAUCGAGUAUCCGAUCACCAUGGAGAAACUCAAGACUCUCCUGGACUGGUUCCGUUCACUGAAGCGGCGCGAGGAGGAGGUUAUUGUAACCGACACAGAGUGAUGGCUCUUCUAUAGUCUAAAUAAAUCAAGCGCCCUUUAUGAACUUGACUGUAGCUCCCAAGCUUAAUGCCAGCAACGCGAACAAUAUCAGUUGGCCGUUAUGUUUCGUUGGCUUGCACUCCUCAAUUGCCCUGUUCAGGCUGACGGCCAUGGCCUUAGACGAAAAGAGCUUCUCGACACGGUCCUGGGCCCGUUUGGCAAGUUGUUUAAGGUCAGUUUCCGUUAACGUCUGGACAUGUUCCAAGUACUCUACCCAGCGGUCUUCCACAAGCUCGACAAGGUACCCUGUGAACUCUUUGUUGUCAUACGGCACGAUAGUCUCGGUAGGGCCGCCGGUAGCUUCCGCAAGGACGGGUUUUCCAAGCCUCAUAGCCUCAACAGGAACAAUUCCAAAAUGCUCAAACGAGGGCGUGUAUAUCAACAGCUGAGAUCUGGCAAGAAGCGCAUUUUUGGUGGCGCUGCUGACCGAAGGCAGGAAAAAAACCUUUGUAUUUCUAGGAGCCACAAUGAGCUUUCCUCUGAUGGUGAUCGAAGGCAGGCUAAGUCUCUCGCAAAGUGACUCGAGCUCUAUCAAGUAAUGCACAUUUUCGAAUACACGGGGGUCGUACCCACCCGCGAUGACAAGCUUAUGAUCCGAUUCGGUCUUGGUAAUGAAUUCGUGGUAUUUUUUGAUUGCCAAGGAAAUGUUCUUUUUUCUCUCGAACCGAUUUAUGGACAGAAAGAAUGGACUCUCUUUGAAAAAGUUGUCCACCUCUUUGAGAGACGCCUCUUCUAGAGAGAGAUCGCCUACGCAGGGAUACACCACAUUGAAAGAUUCGGUUCUCAGGCUUUUGAAUUCUUUUUCAACCGUCUUUUUCGUGAACUCUGAGUUGACAAGUACCUUAUCUGCGAACCUCAUUGAAAACUCCUCUAUAGCAUCAAAUACCAACCUGUAGAUUUUUCUAAUUAGCCCCGAGUGGGACGCAAGCAGCUUAUCUGGGAAAUGGCAAU